AUGGAAAUGAAGGUCCUCAUCCAACUGCUGCUUGCUCUAGGAGCCACAUUCAGCGUCGCACAAGCUUCCGCCUGUGGACAAGAGUACAUCAACCAGUCACAGUGUCAAUCGCCAUGCAGCGCCGCUGGGGGCAUUUGGAAGAAUACGCACAACACAGAAGGGAUCUGGUACUGCAGCUGCUAA
Messenger RNA from Zasmidium cellare ATCC 36951, 183 nucleotides. RefSeq lists its product as uncharacterized. The transcript is spliced from 3 exons. The coding region runs from base 1 to 183 and encodes 60 amino acids. NCBI's taxonomy places the organism in Eukaryota, Fungi, Ascomycota, Dothideomycetes, Mycosphaerellales, Mycosphaerellaceae. The record is from RefSeq and is a predicted model, not a curated record.